Molecule: messenger RNA, 1848 nt
Organism: Coffea arabica (coffee)
Lineage: Eukaryota; Viridiplantae; Streptophyta; Magnoliopsida; Gentianales; Rubiaceae
Product: probably inactive leucine-rich repeat receptor-like protein kinase At5g48380
Biological process (GO): protein phosphorylation
Molecular function (GO): protein binding; ATP binding; protein kinase activity
Source: RefSeq, a predicted model, not a curated record
AUGAUUGAUGAAAUCGUCAAACCAUUCAACCUUUUGAACAAGGAUGGUUACCCCUUAUUUGUGAAUGCAAGUGUAGUACAUUUUGCGAUUGUUACAAGCUCUCUGAUCAGUUUGUUAUCAUUGCCAGGAGGUUUUCAUUCUAUCAGUGCUGUUGAGAAUGAUGUCUACUGCCUGAAAUCAAUUGAGGAUAGCCUACAACAUCCUUAUAAUUACUUGCCAUUGACUUGGAACUUCGACAAUGCUACUGAAGAAGGAUUCAUCUGUGACUUUACUGGCAUUGGUUGCUGGCAUGCCAAUGAGAACAAGGUGUUAAAUAUUAGGCUGAGCGAAAUGGGACUGAAGGGCCAGUUUCCUCGAGGACUGGAAAACUGCACUAGUUUGGUGGAUCUGGACCUUUCUAACAACCAGCUCUCGGGCCCCAUCCCAUUUGAUAUUGGCCAAGUUCUCAAGUUCAUCACAACUCUUGAUCUUUCAAAUAAUCAGUUCUCUGGCUUAAUCCCACCAUCGAUUGCAAGCUGCAAAUACAUUUCUGUCUUGAAACUAGAUGACAACAGUCUACGGGGUCCAAUUCCACAAGAACUAGGCAUGUUGAAUCGCAUCACGAUUUCCACAGUGGCCAAUAACAUGUUAACAGGGCCGGUGCCGAAUUUCAUCAAAGCAACUCCUCCUGAAGUGAGGUAUGAAAAUAAUCUGGGACUUUGUGGGGCAGCCUUGGAAGUCUGCAAGGACGAUUUAGAUUCCGGUUUGAGCAAUCGAGUUCUAUUCUUAAGUGGAUUCAUGACUGGUUGGGCCAUCACAAUGAGUCUGGUUCUCUUUAUAUGUUUAUCUGGUAUGCCAGUGCUGAGUUUGAAGAAGCUGAUUACUAAGAUGAAAGAGAAGAUAAACGCCCUUGCUGAUGUACAGAGCCUAGGGCCAAAAGCAUUGGAAAUAGAUUACAAUAACAAGAUUGCGCGGCUGGAAAAAUACGUUACAAGAAUUUCUUUUGCAGAAUUGAGCAGUGCAACAGCCAAUUUCAGUCAAGAUAGCAUCAUUGGAAUUGGAAAGAUGGGAACUAUGUACAAGGCAAGACUCCCAAACGGAUGGUUUCUUGCCAUCAAGGGUCUCUUCAACUCAGAGCAGUUGCAUCAAAAAAUUGCAUCUGAGACCAUAACUCUAGGCAAAUUAAGGCACCGGAGGCUGGUGCCUCUAAUAGGAUUCUGCCCUGAAAAGGAGGACUUGUUUCUAGUAUACAAGUACAUGUCAAAUGGCAAUCUUUACAACUGGUUACAUGGAAGAAAAGAUGAGGUGGAUAUUAUGGCACAUUGGGCUUUGAGGGUUAAGGUUGCUGCUGGCAUAGCCGAAGGGUUAGCAUGGCUUCAUCACAAAUGUAGUUUAAGGGUGGUCCAUGGGACCAUAAGCUCAAAAGAUAUCCUGCUUGAUAAGAAUUUUGAUCCCAAAAUAUCAAAUUUCUGGGAAGCAAAAUUCAUUAAGUUAGAAGAUCAAAGUUCAAAUUGGAGUUUUUUCCAGUCAAGUGAUUCUCUGGAUUUGGAUUCUUUCAAAAAAGAUGUCUACUGUUUUGGGAUUAUGGUUCUAGAGCUUAUAACACGGAAGCAACCUCAGCAAGUCAAAAGCUUCAUUGAAAAUCUCUGUGGUACCUCUGUUUCUCAUAAAUUUUCUACUCUGGCUGAGGUUGAUCAAACUCUGAUUGGUCAUGGAUUUGAUGAUGAAAUCAUCCAAUUCCUUCAAGUAGCUGAGAACUGUGUGUUGCCUAAUCCAGAUCACAGACCAUCGAUGCUUCAAGUACAUGAAACCCUGGCAGCAUUUGCAGAAAUCUAUAACUACACAGCUGAUUGUGAGAUGUCCUAUUGA